AUGCCGUCAUACGCAGAGAUCACCGGGUCCAUCAUGGCGAUGGUGCUCAGCACAGAUCAGACGCUCUUCGUACUGUAUCACCACAACAGCUACGCGGCAAACCCCGUGAUGUUGCGCAGCUCGAAGCCGAUGGUGAUGCGUGACGUGUUCCUGACCCGGAGCAACGCCUCCUAUCCGAACCCGCUCUCAUGCCUGUACGUGACUAACGGCACAGACUGCUUCGUCAACUGCGUCAUGGCGUGGGUGGUGGCGAAGCCGCUAACCGAGGUACUGGGGUGGCGGCACGCGAUAGCUUUGUACAUUGGCGCCGGGCUGUUCUCAAGCUUUGCCUACGUGUUCGCCGCGCAGGUGAGCCGCACCAAGACAACCUCGCAGUUCGACUGCAGUGCCACGAGCAACGGUGCCUACGCCAGCUACGCGACGCUGUCCCUAGUGAUGCGUGAAACCUACAUCCCGUACCUGAAGCGCGUGCCCAUCAUCUGGGCCGGCGCUCCGUACCUGCUCAAGUGCACCUACGACGAGUACGUUUCGCCGAGACUGGUCGAGCGGCGGCGUGUGGGCGACAUCGAACUGCGCAACUGGGGGUUUAUCGGCGGCGUCUUCUUCACGCUCAUCUACAGCUCGCUGCUUUUCCGCACACGCAGAGACUUCAACUUAGCGAGAACGUUUUUCCAGAACUUGCAUCAGCGCGUUGCGGCGCGGAAGUAG
Leishmania braziliensis MHOM/BR/75/M2904 is the source of this 708-nucleotide messenger RNA. RefSeq lists its product as hypothetical. The record is from RefSeq and is a predicted model, not a curated record. The transcript has a single exon. Gene Ontology annotation, cellular component: membrane. Lineage: Eukaryota; Euglenozoa; Kinetoplastea; Trypanosomatida; Trypanosomatidae. Gene Ontology annotation, molecular function: serine-type endopeptidase activity. The coding region runs from base 1 to 708 and encodes 235 amino acids.